Molecule: messenger RNA, 862 nt
Organism: Ixodes scapularis (black-legged tick)
Lineage: Eukaryota; Metazoa; Arthropoda; Arachnida; Ixodida; Ixodidae
Product: cuticle protein 64-like
Exons: 3
Coding region: 15-701 (228 amino acids)
Source: RefSeq, a predicted model, not a curated record
ACGAGACAACCACCAUGAACGCUCUCUCUGCCCUGGUUCUUCUUGCCGUCGCCUACGGCGCCCAUGCCGGUGGCGUUGCCCUCGGCGGUUAUGGCCUUGGCCUCGGCCACGGCUACGGUGGCUUCGGCUACGGAGGUCUCGGCCACGGAGGAUACGGAGGUCACGGAGGCUACGCUGUCGCUGCUCCAGUCGCCGUCGCUGCCCCAGUCGCCAAGGUUGCCGUCUCCGCCCCCGCUCGCUCCUUCACCUAUCGUAGCGACAGCUUCGGCCCCGCACACGCCGUCAGCAGGCCAGUUGCCGUCGGACACGGCUACGGCGGUUAUGGUGGCGGAUAUGGUCUCGGAGGCUACGGAGGCUACGGAGGCUACGGACACGGCGCGGCUGUUGUCGCUGCUCCCGCUGUCGCUAAGGUCGCUGUCGCUGCCGCCCCAGUCGUGGCCGUCGGCCACGGAGGCUACGGCGGAUAUGGCGGAUACGGCCUCGGAGGCUUCGGAGGCUACGGACACGGAGGCUACGGAGGCUAUGGACACGGCGCCGCUGUUGUCGCUGCUCCUGCUGUCGCCAAGGUCGGCGUCGCCGCUGCCCCAGUCGCCGUCGCUGCCGCCCCAGUCGUUGCCGUCGGCCACGGAGGUUACGGUGGUUACGGACACGGCGGCUACGGUCUCGGUCUUGGUUACGGCCACGGAUACGGAAAGUACUAAACUAGACAACAGCCACGUGCAAGCUGGGACCUUCUGGAACUUGCAGGCAAAAGUUCCCCGAAGCGACCUCGAGCUCUCGGUAUGGGAUGACGGAGCUCGGAGUGUGAACACAACCACGGACGUCAUCGUUCCAGCGCUCCACCGCAUCCCCCUUCCCCAAA